AACAUCAGCGACAAAAAAAAAUGAAGCGUUUUCGCAGGAUACUGGUAGAGAAAAUCAGGACAGAACAUGUAAUUCCUUGUUUCCUGGCUGAUUUGAGGUUUGCCUUGCGGGUCCUCUUGGCCUGCAGUGAACCGAUCCAGCCGGACUCGCACCUUAUUAAAGGCAAGAAGAUUAAAGAUCAAACGGCCGCAGCCAGUUUGCGUUCAUGAGGAUGACGAGGGGAAGAGAGACGGAGAUGAGUUGUGACAAGUCCCGUGGUUCAUGAGUCUGUCAAGUCGAGCUGCGAUGCGUCAAACCCGGUGAAUCACCAGCACCGAGGAGGAGGAUAACGAAAGAAGAAGAAGAGAAAGAGCCGGGGAUGGGAAGGAAGGAAGGGAGGAAGGAGGAAAGGGGAGGAAAGGGAGAAAAGGGUAGAAAAAGAGGAGGAGGCGGAGGUACAAAAAGCCUCCGCCGUCAUUCAGUCUGUCACACAGACCACCAAGUCAGCGGAGUGUCAAUAUUUCAGCUCCAUCUUUCAUUUAUCAAUGCGCGAGUGAAGCGACGUCACACGGGAUUUUCUCCAGAACUGGGGCGAGCACAUUUAAUUAAGGAUUUUUCCUUUUUUUUAAAAAACAAAAAACAGAAGAGCGACUUGAUCUAAAAGACGCUCUUAAAUUCGCCUGUGGAUGAACUUCUGAGAGCGCACUGAACGGAAUAAAAGGAUUUGGAGAAAAUGAGAAGAUUUGGCGAAGUUCAUCAACACCAGCUCGUCAUGCUAUUGGCCGUUGCCAUGGCGAUGGCUGCGGAUCCUUCCCACAACUUGGCCAGCGAGAGGAGCUCAAUAGAAAGUACAUAUGAGCUGACCAAAUACCUGGAGUAUCAGCUCAAGGAAAUCAAAGACGUAUACCUGACCUAUCUCGGCCCUCCAUUCAAUGAGAAAGACUUCUCCCCUCCACGACCCAACAGCACUGCUCUGACUUUGCCGAGUGCCGCCACCCGACUGGAGCUGUGGCACGGCCUGGAGAACCAGGCCCGGCUCGCCCAGAACCAGAAAGCCUACUCUGUCCUGCUGGCGGCUGUCAGGGAGUUGGCCAGCUCCACCCUCUGCCCCUCCCUCAAAACCUCCUUGCUGCACUUCUGCACAGGUCUGGAUGGACUUCUUGGCUCCAUAUCUGCACUGAUGACCACACUCGGUUACGCACUUCCUCCUCAGUCUGCAAGCAUGCGAAUUAACGCUGGGGAGCUGCAGAGGGGGACCGGAGGCAACCGACCGGCUCCGCUCAUGAGCCAGAGUCUGUACAGAUCCAGAGCUGGAACCAGGACGGAGUCUGGUCAGCGUAACGGUCAAAGAAGAAGUGGCACGAAGGUGGUGAGAGGAGAGAGGGAAGAUGGUGUCAAUGUGGAUAUAAUGGAAAAAAGGAGAGGGAAAGAGGGGAGGCGAACGGAGAUGACUGGAGCUGGAGGAAGGAAUGGUGGAUUGAGGGAGAAGGGGAAGGGAGAAAGAGGUAGAAGAGAGAGGAGGGAAGAGCCAGAGAGGAGGAAAUGGGCUGCCGGGAUGGAGGAAGAGGGAUUGGUCGAGACUUGGAGUAGCAGAAGAAGGUUGUUGAGCAUCAGUGAAAGUGGAGAAGAGAAGGAGGAGGAACCGAAGUUUGAGGUGUCGUACCUGGACACAGACGUCUCCAGCCUCCACCCACAACAAACCAACAAUCAGUACAGCUACAACCUGAACUCUCAUCACGCAGACUCACUCAGAGAGGAAGAUGGAUACAUUGCAGAGCAGCACCGGGGGUUCAUGGUGGUGGAGGGGAAGCAGAUGGACGCCACCUCCUCUUCCUCCACUGUCCAUCAGCAGCAUCGCCGGGAUCCUCGCUCCCUCCUCUCCCCCACCCUCCCACCUCCUCUGUCCACACUCUCCCUCCUGUACCAGUUUGGAGGAGGCGAGGAACACACCCUCCUCCCCCAGCCCGUCCCUCUGUCUUUACGAAGGGGCACCUCCCUCCUCUCACCUCCUUUGAGUCCCCUCUUCUCCUCCUCCUCCUCCUCCUCCUCCACUUCCUCGUCUUCCCUGCUGUCCGUGCGGCCGACAAUGAACGACUUUGCCAGGAAGGUGGAGGGUUUCUGGAUACUGCGAGAGCUGCAGAGCUGGCUGUGGCGGUCGGCGAAGGACUUUAACCGUCUCAAGAAGAGACUCCGAGGCUGAGACGUUUGGACACUGAGACACACAGAAGUGCAGUAUAUCGGAAAUCUAUUGUUUGCACAGAAUCUGGGUGGAAAUCGAACAGACAAAAACACAUAAACACACUCAUGCUUAACUCAUUCAUUCAUACCGUACUGGAAUAAGUGAAUGAAGGACAAUUUGGGGAGGUCACCAGAAGUGCUAAUGGAACAUAAGACACACAAAGCCAACACAUUACCAGCACUGUCACCCUCCUGAUGCACAUAGCAGCUCAUUGAACGAGACUCACUGAGACUGGCCUGAGUUACCGGACUUCACGGCUCAUAGAUCAACAGAAAUACCACUGUAGGUGGUUAGACUCACACAUCCAGGCGGGGGCAGACUGAGUGACAGGCAGCGACACAGACAGUGCAGCCAUUGAGGGAAAGCUGAUUCAGUGACCCCCAGAUGCGUGAAUCAGCAAACAUUCAUUUUCUCUAAAGGAAGAAGGGAAACUUUAUGAAUGGGCAAAAGACAAAAGGGUGAGGAAAAAUGGCUGGAGGGAGGAUGAGGGCACAGAGGAGGAGGGACAGACGCAGAAAAAGGAGAGGAAGCUGAGAGAGGGCAUGAGUCAGGGGAUGAGCACUGGAAAUAACCAGCAGAGGGGUACUGCUGAGUAAUCACAAGUCGACCGGUCAGUUACAGUAACCCUACAACAGCGCUACACACUGUCCAGACACAGUGGUCACACUUACUGUGGCAUCGUGUGGCUUAACAUACCCUUCACUUCCAAAAAAAGCACAGUCAUGUACAAAGAAAUAAUUUAUCAUUUUGGGGAAAUGCGCUGACCGUUACAUCACUCUCAAAUUUGUACAAUAAAUGUGAGGAUAGAGCCAGCAGUCGUUUAGCUUAGCUUAGCAUAAAGAGUGGAUACAGGGUAAAAAUCAAAGUGAAAUUCUGUUAAAAAGCACAUUUAAAGAGAUUUUUAAAAUGGUAGAAUCAAAUAGCUGUAGAGUUAAAAUAGCAAGCAAUAAAACAUUAAAACUCAAUGGCUACAAGUCAGAUAAUAAUAACUGAAGGUCACAACACAGAAUGAGAUGGAGGACAGACGAAAUAGUUUGACUCUGCUGGAGAUAAAUAAAAAUCAGAAGAGGUGGAUCACUGUGACCUAGUGUCAACUUCAUCUAGCAAAAUAAAAGGAAAUUCUAUUUUUAAAAAAACUUCUUUCGAUAUAAGAAACUGACAUACUCUUCGACUUGGUCAGUGUCACAAGUCAAAGAGUGUGUCAGUUCCCUCAUUUUGAUGCAGGAAGUGGUAUCUUAAACACUUUUUUAUCGAAUAUUCUUUUCUUUUGCUAGAUGAAGUUGCCGCUAGGUCGCACUGACAGAAACUUUAAAAUUUUUAAAAGUCAGAACAGGCCUUACACCAAAAGGCAAAUUCAGAAAUGUGGGACAGUCAUCAAAGUCUCUUAUUUUGUGCCAAGAGCAUCUGGUUGGUUCGCCUCAGUCCAGUAAUACAAGAGUUGUGCUAAGGAAGGUGGUGGCAACCCAUUUAAACCCUCAAAGCAAACUAUAAAAUCUGAAAAUCAUUCCUGAAACAGACAGGUAUCCAGUGAAGGGAGGUCAGUACUGGUGAUGUGUGAUCACACGCUUUCUUUUUUCCUAUCAAAAGAUGAUCGUACACAUUUUGUACCAGCAGCAGAUGCUCAAGAGAUAAUUGCUCUACACCCACAGACAAAGAAUUAGUGGUCUAACCUAAAGGUAAUACAGACCUGCAGAACUGUUUCAUUAGCUUUAGGACAGAGAUAUGCCUUUACCUUUUUUGAGCAUUGCACUGAUACAUUUGUGAAAUUUGAAGGAUCAUUCCAAGGUUUUACACAAAGAUCGAUUGUAUGAAGCCAAAGAGCCCGGAGUGCCUUCAGGUCAUCCAUAAAGUCUUUAAUCCUGUUUUCAUUCAGACUGUAAAAUUUUAUAUCCCUCCAGGUUUUAAAGUCUUUGAAACAAUCCAGCAAGUGCUACAUAGAGACUUGUUAGUUUUAAGGGCAGAUAUAUUUGUAUAUAGUUAAAGUGGACCCCAAGGGUGGCAAAUUCCACCCGGCAGCACCUGUAGAUUUGAUUUGAAAUAAAUAAUAUCUAAUUUAUUUAAUCCAGAAGAAACCUAAAGUGUAAAAGACCUGUGGGUCAACAGGUCACUGUUGCUUGUUCAAAACCUCUCCAUAAAAUGUUGAAAUGCUGCUUUUAACUUAUGAAUUAUCAACUGUUCUUUGUUAGGACGUCGUGCCAGCAUUCCUCCGAAAACGCAAAUUGUCAUUUUUAGAUUUAACAAGAUACAAUAUGUGAGCUGUGAGCAGAUGUUUUUAAACCCAUGGACAGUGCCAUUUAGCAGUUUCUCUCUGCUUCCAUGCUUAAUUCAUACUUCUGUGUUAAGGCUGUGUAUCAGAGCUGCAGCAGCUAUGAGCACAGACUCUGCUGAUAUGUGCCUCCUCAGAAAAGUUUCGGGCUGUGUGAACUAAAAUUGGUCGACAUGAGCCGCUUGUGUUUUCUGCUGCAAAAUUCUGAUGAAGAACAGUGACAACGACUUAAAGCAAGUUGGAGAAAUGCUCAGUUUUAUCAACAUCAGUGCCUAAAUGUUGAACUGGUCCUUUAAUUAACUUCACGUUCCUGAACACGGAGAUUAAACAUACUGAGAUUUCAUCCCUGGCAAGUAAACAGAUUUCUUUUUCAGAAUAAAUCUUGUUAUGUGUUUGCAAUGUGCCUUAGAUGAUAUGGCUAAAGGUUCAUAUCUAUACUAUUUAUUGAACAAGAUGUUUAUUUAUUUUUUUCUCCAGUGUGAAAAUACUGUACUGUAACUCAAGAGAGAAUAAAUACUAGCUUUUGUACAGA
This is a messenger RNA of Acanthochromis polyacanthus (spiny chromis), 5016 nucleotides long. It is a transcript of the gene clcf1, whose product is annotated as cardiotrophin-like cytokine factor 1. The transcript is spliced from 3 exons. NCBI's taxonomy places the organism in Eukaryota, Metazoa, Chordata, Actinopteri, Pomacentridae. The record is from RefSeq and is a predicted model, not a curated record. The coding region runs from base 713 to 2179 and encodes 488 amino acids.